This is a messenger RNA of Lolium rigidum, 1989 nucleotides long. RefSeq names its product RNA polymerase sigma factor sigC. The coding region runs from base 36 to 1766 and encodes 576 amino acids. Gene Ontology annotation, biological process: DNA-templated transcription initiation; regulation of DNA-templated transcription. NCBI's taxonomy places the organism in Eukaryota, Viridiplantae, Streptophyta, Magnoliopsida, Poales, Poaceae. Gene Ontology annotation, molecular function: DNA-binding transcription factor activity. The record is from RefSeq and is a predicted model, not a curated record. The transcript is spliced from 7 exons.
CAAGCCUCCCACGGCGCCGUUGCCAUUGCCGUGCCAUGGGUCUGCGCAUGGUGCGCGGGCCUUGCUGCUGCUCGCCGUCCCCGUCCUCCUCCUCCUCCGUCUGGCCAUGGAUGCUGCAGGCCCAGCUCCCCAGGCACCCCCACCCCCCAUGUGAGUCGUCUCAAGUGAGUGGAAGGCCAGCUUGCUCUGAAUCCCUGAGAGUUCUGGCCUUGCAUCUGUUGCUCAAUCGGCAUGCGAAUCUUAACCGGCGCCCGGGUGACACCGUCAGAACUGCUGCGUCUUCAUCUGGUUUGCUUCAGAUAACAGAGAACAAGACAAGCAGCUUGCCAAAAAUGAAGGUGGAUGCAGAAAGAACAGCCCUUGAUGAUGCUCUUGACCGAAACACGCAGUUUGGCAGGAUUUAUGAGGACAUGUCUUCCUGGAUGGAUGUGGCUUACACAAGCAGCAACAGUUUGGAGUACAACCUGUUGAUGCAAAACAUCCAUGUCUUGGAGAGUAGUUUGGCUGGCCAAGAUUUGGUAACUCUGGAAAGAGACAUCCUUGUACAUAUGGAACAACUUGGAGCUCUGAAAUGGUUCAACGCGACCAGGUCCAGGGCUACUGUUACACAAACCUCAUAUGAACCAGAUUUUGCACUUGCUUGGAAUGUUACCGAAUCCGGUCCCGUGACUAGUCCUCUCGAGGAGCAAAGCGAUGAUCAGCUGGUCAUUCGGAGCGGGAAAAGCCAGGAGAGGAAAUUGAAGAGAAUUAGAGCGUCUGAGAAAGGUUCCGGGGUUUGCGUAAGGGCGUUGCCACGAAAAUCCAAAAAAUCACGCAAGUCCAGUUGUAGUCAAUUUAUAGCCGAGUGGAAAAACUAUCCGGGUCGACGAAGGAGCAUCGUCCGAGAACAAUCGGAGUUGCUGGUGACCAUCAAGGAAUGUGCAAACCUUGAGAAGAUCAGAGAAAACAUGCUGAAGGAAGGACAAGUGGUCACCUACGAUAGGUGGGCUAAGGCAGCUGGAGUUGAUGAAGCAGUUCUGAAGAGUAGACUGCAAGCAGGUUACUGCUGCAGAGAGAGGCUAUUGGUAACCACCGAGUGGCUUGUCAAGUACAUUGCAAGAUCAUACACCGGAAUUGGAACAGCUUUUGAAGAUCUUCUCCAGGCUGGGAAAAUGGGUGUGCUUGAUGGCGCCGAGAGGUUUGACAGCCAGAAAGGGUGCAAGUUCUCAACUUAUGUGAAGUACUGGAUAAGGAAAGCGAUGCUAGCGCUCCUUGCUGAAAAUUCUGGAGUAAUCCAGCUGCCUGCAAGGAUGGAGAGUAUCAUCCGAAAAGUGAAGGAAGCUAAGCGGGCGAUACGGUCCAACACAGGGAGGAACCCAAUCGACGACGAGAUUGCAACCUUUGUUGGCGUGUCACUUGCCAAUGUUAGAUUGGCAAAGAAGUACUCUCGUCGUGUUGUUUCACUCUACACGGAGGUCGGAACCGGACAGAAUGCCAAGUUUUGGGAGGUGACUCCAGACACAUCAUUGGAAGAUCCAGAAGAAGUCAUCUUCCGGAGGCAGCUGCGGGAGAGGCUGCUUCUUGUUCUGGGCACGCUCCCAGUGAGAGAGGGGCACGUGCUGAAGCUGCGACAUGGCCUCGAGGAUGGCAGGUGCAUGUCUCUAGAGCAGAUCGGAGGCAUCUACCAUGUGUCUAAGGAGUGGAUCAGGAAAAUCGAGAAGUCUGCCAUGUCCAAGCUCAGGAACGAGGAUGUGCAUCAUGAGCUCAAGGACUUCUGUGGAUUCUAGUGAGCUCUCUGAUUGCGCAAUCUUUCUAGUGUGGAUUGGCUUAAGGGUAGCUCAGCUGUGAAGCCCAAUUCGAGACUGCGAUAGGAUUCUAUAGGACUUUGUAUAUAAAUGCAUCACAUUUUAAAAUGACACACUUGUCCUGAUGGCAACUGAUGAGUACAAGGUUAACUUGAUUAUGUGCUGGUGAAUAGACAACGGUAAGUGAAAUUAUUUGUUCUUUUUU